Molecule: messenger RNA, 1812 nt
Organism: Macrobrachium nipponense
Lineage: Eukaryota; Metazoa; Arthropoda; Malacostraca; Decapoda; Palaemonidae
Product: zinc finger protein 501-like
Exons: 2
Coding region: 244-1455 (403 amino acids)
Biological process (GO): regulation of transcription by RNA polymerase II
Cellular component (GO): transcription regulator complex; chromatin; PcG protein complex
Molecular function (GO): RNA polymerase II cis-regulatory region sequence-specific DNA binding; DNA-binding transcription factor activity, RNA polymerase II-specific
Source: RefSeq, a predicted model, not a curated record
AGGCAAACAGUGAAGAUAGUUGGUUACAGCGGUAGACGGUUGGAUAUCUUCAUGUUGGCUAUAUCCUAACCUCGGAAUUGUACCUGUAACUCGUAGCAUGCUGUGAUAUUGGUCCUCGAGCGUGUGUACUGUUCCCUUGCUGAAAGUAAUUCCUAAUGUAAAGGACCUCAGAUUAUUCCAAACAGGAAAUUUCCUUCAGCUCCUAACUAGGAUUGAGUAUUGCACAUAGAACAUCCUUUGGAAAUGGAAGCUGAAGAAUUGUCAUCAUUGCUGCUACCCAAAGAAGAGAAGGAGGAUUUGGAAGAGGGUCCAACAGAAAAUGCAUGUGAUAACUCUUCAUUUGUAGACCCCUUCUUAGAAAUCAAGGCAGAACCGGAAUUUUUUGACUAUGGUGAUUUUGAUGUGAACUGUUCUUCCCAAUCUGGUAUUAAGUGUGAAAAGGACAGCUCUCCAAGUUGUGAUGAUGAGAGCAGAAAGAAAAAGAUCUGUAUUGGAGAAGAAAAUAGACAUUUGGGUAGAAGCAACACAGCAGGGAAGCGAUUAACUUGUACUGAAUGCCAAAGGACAUUUUCAAGAAUUGACGACCUGAAAUAUCACAUGAGAACUCAUACAGGAGAGAAACCAUAUACUUGCUCUGUAUGUCAAAAACGUUAUUCUGUUUUAAGUACUCUCAAAAUUCACAUGAGAACUCAUACGGGAGAGAAACCAUAUACUUGCUCUACAUGUCAAAGUAGUUUUUCUCGAUCAGGUGAUCUCUCAAACCACAUGAGAACUCAUACGGGAGAGAAACCAUAUAUUUGCUCUACAUGUCAAAGUAGUUUUUCUCAAUCAUCUAAUCUCAAAAGACACAUGAGAACUCAUACAGGAGAGAAACCAUAUUCUUGCUCUGUAUGUCAAAGAAGUUUUUCUGAUUUACGUACUCUCAAACAUCACAUGAGAACUCAUACAGGAGAGAAACCAUAUACUUGCUCUGUAUGUCAAAAACGUUUUCCUGUUUUAAGUACUCUCAAAAGUCACAUGAGAACUCAUACAGGAGAGAAACCAUAUACUUGCUCUACAUGUCAAAGUAGUUUUUCUCGAUCAUGUGAUCUCUCAACCCACAUGAGAACUCAUACGGGAGAGAAACCAUAUAUUUGCUCUACAUGUCAAAGUAGUUUUUCUCAAUCAAGUCAUCUCAAAAGUCACAUGAGAACUCAUACAGGAGAGAAACCAUUUACUUGCUCUGUAUGUCAAAGAAGUUUUUCUGAUUCAAAUACUCUCAAACAUCACAUGAGAACUCAUACGGGAGAGAAACCAUAUACUUGCUCUACAUGUCAAAGUAGUUUUUCUCAAUCAACUCAUCUCAAAAUACACAUGAGAACUCAUACAGGAGAGAAACCAUAUACUUGCUCUGUAUGUCAAAGAAGUUUUUCUAGAUCAAGUGCUCUCAAAUACCACAUGAGAACUCAUACGUGAGAGAAACCAUAUACUUGCUCUGUAUGUCAAAAAACUUUUUCUGUGUCAAGUAAUCUCACAAAACACAUGAAAACACACUGCUUGAGAGAAAGCAUUCACUUAACAAUAACAAACAAUCUCAAAAGACACGAGAAUUCACAGUAGACAGAAACUGUAUACUACUUUAUCUCUGUCCAAGUAAUUUUUAUUAGAUGCUUUUACAUAACUGCUGUAAUUUGAAUAUUGUUCAGGAGAACUUAAGUACCAUUGGCAAGCGAAAUUUUGUUUGACGUAAGUGGACAAGAAGAUGCUCUCUUUCUUUAUUGGGGAACUUUUGCUUAUGAGCUCAGAUAAGUGCAGGAAGUUAAAAAUGAUUAU